GCCACUUCACUCCAGUGCAUGGACUCAGCUCCCGGACCAUGCUGUAGGGAUAAGUGUGUGGCCAGGGAGGGAAUCGCUUUGCACUCACUUUGGGAACCGUUACUUUAGCAGGGAUCAAACUUCUGGACAAAGCCUCAUUUCCCAUUUGCUGAAAAUGCCACGAUCCUUCUUGGUCAAGAAACACUUUAACUCCUCCAAAAAGCCAAAUUAUGGGGAGCUGGACAAUCAUACAGUGCUUAUAUCCCCUUUUCUGUAUGAAAGAUAUCCCGUAUCCAUCAUUCCUCAGCCAGACAUCCUCAGCACAGUUGCCUACAGCCCCAUCACAGUCUGGAAUGGCCUGCUGCCCUCCCCAUUGCCCCACGAUCUCUCGCCUCUCUCUGGAUACCCAUCAUCACUAGGACGUGUCAGUCCCCUUCCACAGUCCGACGCCUCAUCUAAAGACCACAGUGGCUCGGAAAGCCCGAUCAGUGAUGAAGAGGAGCGAAUUCCGACCAAGCUUUCUGACCCCCAUGCAAUCGAAGCCGAAAAGUUCCAGUGCAGCUUGUGCCGUAAAACCUAUUCGACUUUUUCUGGGCUGGCAAAACACAAACAGCUGCAGUGCGAUGUACAGUCUAGGAAAUCGUUCAGCUGCAAGUACUGUGAAAAGGAAUAUGUGAGCCUGGGAGCACUGAAAAUGCACAUCAGGACACACACCUUACCCUGUGUGUGCAAGAUCUGUGGAAAGGCUUUCUCCAGACCGUGGCUACUGCAAGGACACAUCAGGACUCACACAGGAGAAAAGCCCUUUUCAUGUCCACAUUGCAAUCGAGCAUUUGCAGAUAGAUCUAAUUUAAGAGCUCACCUGCAAACACAUUCUGAUGUGAAGAAAUAUCAAUGCAAGAACUGUUCCAAAACUUUCUCCAGAAUGUCCCUUCUUCACAAGCAUGAGGAAUCUGGCUGCUGUGUAGCACACUGAUGGUGUCUCUCCAGUCAAUGUAUGUUUACCGGGACUUAACAAGUUCAUUCAGGGUCCUUGUUCCAAGGCAGUCAAAGAAGAAUCAAAUGCAAUAUAUACCAAAAGCACCAAAUAAGACUUUAUGGAUGGGGUGUUUUCAGUAUGAAUUAAAACAUUUCAAGGUGGCAAGAUGGGGAAAUAAAAACAUACUCCCUUCAGCAAAGGUUUCCAAGAAGAGCACAUUAUUUCCUGAGCUAUUUUAGCCUUGAAGACAAUUCACAUAAAUCUCAGGUGCAACUUUGGACUGAAGAGACUCAAAAAGUAGAGCACGUGCCUUUUAAAAGAUGUGCCUUGCGACAUUCCUGGUGUAUGUUCUGUUCUAUAUAAUGUAUGGGAUAAGUGCAAAAAAUAAGGGUUUGAUAUUGAUAUUUCAUAAUAGAUGCGGAUUUUACAUGCACAGAGAAAAUGCAAUGCACAUUUUCAGCUUUCUCUGCUUAUUAAAACCCUCAAUGUGCCUUUUUUUAUAAUAAUUUUUGUAAUAUAUGUAAAUAUUUUGUAAAUGUCUAUAUUUUUAUAUGUCUGUUUGAAUGUUCAGAGUGAAUGACAAAAUUAAGAGUGUUAAAUUUGUGUUUUAUAAGUUUUUUUAAUAAAAAAACAUUUGGAUAAA
Spea bombifrons (plains spadefoot toad) is the source of this 1601-nucleotide messenger RNA. It is a transcript of the gene SNAI2, whose product is annotated as snail family transcriptional repressor 2. The transcript has 3 exons. Lineage: Eukaryota; Metazoa; Chordata; Amphibia; Anura; Pelobatidae. Gene Ontology annotation, molecular function: DNA-binding transcription factor activity, RNA polymerase II-specific; RNA polymerase II cis-regulatory region sequence-specific DNA binding. The record is from RefSeq and is a predicted model, not a curated record. Gene Ontology annotation, biological process: regulation of DNA-templated transcription. The coding region runs from base 155 to 955 and encodes 266 amino acids.